Molecule: messenger RNA, 498 nt
Organism: Aspergillus luchuensis
Lineage: Eukaryota; Fungi; Ascomycota; Eurotiomycetes; Eurotiales; Aspergillaceae
Exons: 1
Coding region: 1-498 (165 amino acids)
Source: RefSeq, a predicted model, not a curated record
AUGUCCCUCCAAAACACCUUUCAGCCCAUCAUAGCAAUGGACAAUGACCUCCCAAUGGCUCAAAAGCGCCGCAUCAUCUACAUCCGUCCAUUCCUCCUCUUUUAUCUCAACUCCCUCAUCGCAGAAAUCAUCUUCCUUGCCGUCAGCGUCUUCAUCAUGACCGGCACCCGCGACCUCUUCUACAAAGUCAUGUGGACACUCGUCUUCUGUCCGCUAGGUAUGGGCGGUGCCAUGGGGGGCCUUACGAAUGGCUUUAUUGUCGAUCACUAUUAUGGGAAGAAGGCGGCUCACUUUACGGGUAUUUUGUCGUUGUUGAUUUUGAGCGCUUGCAACUAUCUCUGCUACAAUCUGGACCGGCAUUUUGGAUGGUUCGGGGCCAAUGAGCAUCCCAUGUGGUUUCAUUGGCGGUAUCCGAUGAUUUGGGUUGUUGGUUACUGCAAUGGGUUGCUUAUGUUUACGGAUAGGGGGCAGGAGAGACUUGCUAGGGUGGGGUUGUAG